AUGGGGCUUCAGAGCAAGAAACUCUCUGGCGUUCACGCGGAUAAUGAUGAUUCCAAUAACAAUUAUUAUGAAUACGACAUGAGUGAUGGUGAAGGCAGCGCAGGGUCACAUGGUCUAAAUGACUUGGAUGACUCUCUCUACUUUGAUCAAGCUGACGUUGAAGCUGCGAAGGAGAAGGCGCGUAAGAACGCAAGGGCACAGAUUCGAGCACAAAAAAAGGAACCCAAACAUGGGGGAGGACUGGAAGCCUUGUUUUCACAGCCUCCUCCCCCUCGAGUCAAGUCCAUUGGAAUACACGGGGAAGGAGGAGGCUUACCCGCACCUCGACAUAAACCUGCUCCACCUUUGCGUACCAGAAGUGGUGGAAUCAUGAAACUGAAUCGAAAGAUAUCCAGAACUGUGACAGAUGCGGCCCGAACCGUGGUGGAUGCUACAUCUACAGUUGCCGAAGUAGCGACAUCAGUUGCUAGAGGCCGAGAGGAUGGUGCUAGUAGUGAGAGACCAACGAGAAGUAAUAGUUUGGGUGCCUUGUCACGGAAAUUUUCGUCUCGAGUAGAUCGGGGACGGGAACGAAAAGCCAAACAGGAAGCAGAUGGUGACAGCUUGGGAGGUGGUAUGAUGAAUUUGAACUUGGGUGACGACAAAAUUCGAACUUCGUCAAUCGGUGCUUUAUCUAAGAGAGCAAGGAGGAGCCGUUUCAAGUCAGUGGAUGAUGCGGAAGAUUUGCUCAGUGAACACGGAGAGAUGGAGCUGAACGAGAAAUCGCCGCUCAACUCACCAACUCGGGAGAGACGUGCGGGGUCGGUUGGUCCCGUAUCAACAAAGGCCAGAAGAGAAAGAUGGAAGUCUGUUGAUGACGCGGAAGACUUGUUGGACGCAGAAGGAGAAUUUGAAAUGAAGUUGGAUGAUUCACCAAAGACUACGCCAAAGCAGAAAAAGAAGAAACGAUCCAAUUCUGUAGGUGCUGUUGACACCAAGAGUAGAAGAGAACGUAAAAAAUCGGUCGAUUCAGAAGAUCUGGAGUCAAGAAGCAAAUCUAGGGAAGGUCGCAAAAAAGGGAAGACACGAAAGGCAAAGAAGAGGAGCGAGUCCAGAAGUUCAGACACCUCCGACGAUGACAGCAGUGCAGAAAAGAGAAAGCCACGAAAGGGAAAGAAGAGGAGCGAGUCAAGAAGCUCCGACUCCUCCGACGAUGAAAGUGUGGUACCAUUAAGACGAAAGGCAUCAAAGGAUAACCUCCGCAAGAAGCCUAGUAAAACCAAGAAAUCCAGUCGAAAACUUAGUGCUGACGACGACCCUUCAGAACAAGAGGCGAGAGAAAUCCAAGCAGCAGGAGGUCUCGACUUGGGUGGAGGUCAAGUAAGAGGUGCUGGCCGUCGCAUGGGACGCCGGUCAUCAUUAGGUGGACCUGUGGCACUGAAGCAACAGGAGGAGGUCGAUGCUAUCCUGAGGCGCACUCAGCAGGCGGAUCAACAAUGGGAUGCAUCCAAAACAGACAGUAGUGUCAUUGAGCGUCGGGUGAGACGACGGGCAUCCAUGGGGGCAGACGAAGCUGUGAUGGCUCUUGGUGCCAGACGUAUGGCGGCCAGAAAGAAGUCAAUGGAUCCAUGA
This is a messenger RNA of Cylindrotheca closterium, 1611 nucleotides long. NCBI's taxonomy places the organism in Eukaryota, Bacillariophyta, Bacillariophyceae, Bacillariales, Bacillariaceae. The record is from the annotation of a GenBank genome assembly.